This is a messenger RNA of Anopheles arabiensis, 6279 nucleotides long. It is a transcript of the gene bon, whose product is annotated as E3 ubiquitin-protein ligase TRIM33. Lineage: Eukaryota; Metazoa; Arthropoda; Insecta; Diptera; Culicidae. Gene Ontology annotation, molecular function: protein binding; zinc ion binding; ubiquitin-protein transferase activity. Gene Ontology annotation, biological process: positive regulation of DNA-templated transcription. Gene Ontology annotation, cellular component: chromatin; nucleoplasm. The coding region runs from base 489 to 4085 and encodes 1198 amino acids. The record is from RefSeq and is a predicted model, not a curated record. The transcript has 15 exons.
GACGCACACAGACGGGUAGCGAGCAGCGGGAUUUGGUACAACAAAUUUACACUCGCCCGAGAUCGGACCGUGCUACCGCGGAAAGCUACCGUCGUUGUGAGUUUUUAUCGUGGCAGUAAAUAAAACCUCUUCGCUUGGUUAUGUUUUUACGGCUAUGACGAGUUUUUCUUCGAAUAUAGCAGGAAAGGUGAAAGGCGGCUCUAGUUAGUGUGGUGGUAGUGGUGGUGUUUUGUGCAUCGAUAAAGAGAACCAUCGCAGUACAACCCUGAAGGGCCUGAAGGUAGAGCCAAGGGAAACGGAGAAGCAAGAAGAAAAAGGCUGUUCUACAAAGGCGCAGUAGGCCGGGAGUGAACGGCCAGAGGGAGGUGUUUUGUUUUUAUUCUUCUUCUUGUUGCUGUGCUCAGUGUGUGAUUGAAGAACGCGGUUUAGUGGUGAAUCUUCCAUCAAAUCCGUUGUGCAAACGGGGGGACCCCCUUGUUGAAUGUCUUAUGGCGGCGUCAGGAGGCAACAUGGAAACGGACGAGCUUUCCGAUACGAUGAACGAUUUUCUUCCACUGCUGCCGGAAAACAUCAAACAGGAGCUGUUUGAUGCAACCGAAAAGGGCAACCUGUGUGACAGUGUGGAAAAUAAGAUUGAUGAGGCGGAAACGGCAAAUGAACCGCCGGCACCGACGAAAUGUGUCUGGUGCCAGCAGACGCUCACACCGAACGACCAUCCGAAGCUGCUGGAAUGUCUGCACAAUGCGUGCCACGCGUGCGUGAAGCAGAAGAUCACGGAGCUGUCGCACAACUCGCCGCUCGUCUGUCCGGUGUGCAAGAUGGAGAGCCGGCUCGAGUACAUCAUCGACAACGUGUUUCUGAGCGAAACGUCCGCGGCGAGCGGCGAGGACAAUCCGGGCAGCGUGGAAUCGACCAAGGAUCAGAUCAAGUGUAGCAGCUGCAGCGACGACGCGAACGCCACCUCGUGGUGUGUGGAGUGUGCGGAGUUCAUCUGCGAUAGCUGCGUGCAGGCCCACCAGCGGCUGAAGAUCACGAAGGAGCACACGAUCAAGCCGAAGGAGGCGGCAAACAGUGAGCCGGCGGGCACUAACGGGCUGGCCGGCAAGAACAUCAUGUGUCACAUGCAUCCGCAGGAAAAACUGUCCCUCUACUGUGAGACGUGCGAUCGGUUGACCUGUCGCGACUGUCAGCUGCUCGACCAUCGGGAUCACAAGUACAAGUUUGCCAACGAAAUUGCCAGCGAAACGCGCAGCAGCCUUAGCGGGCUGCUGAGCGAGAUCAGCUACAAGAAGGUGCUGCUGUCGAGCGCCAUGAAGGUGAUUGACGAUCGGCAGGCGCAGAUCACAGAGAAGAAGAAAGAACUGUCCAAAGAGAUCGCCGAUCUGGUGGUGAAGCUGACGAAUGCAGUCAACGCUCGCGGCAAGCAGUUGGUGUAUCGGCUAAAUCAGGUCUGCGACAACAAGCUUCAAGUAUUGAACGAGAAGAAGGAAGCGCUACAGUUACUCUCCGGACACACGGACCACUGUAUCGAGUUUGUGCAGACCGCGCUAGACAAGGGCAGCGACAGUGCCGUGCUGUACAGCAAGAAAACGCUUGCCCGGCAUCUGCAGAAGGUGAAAAGUCAACGGGCCGACAUACCGAACCCGGAGAUACCGGUGCGCGUCCAGCUGUACGCUUCCAAUGUAGCCGAGCUACAGUCGAUGGUCUCCCGCAUCGGUACAAUACUCGUCGAUGGCAAGGUAUACCCACAGUCUCCCAGCUCUAACAAUGUUCCGCCAGGACCACCAGUUCCCGGCCCGGGGCCUGGUCCGUCACCGCAAAACAGAAGCAAACAGCCAAGCCCCAACAUUACGCCUCCGUUGCGACCGGGCAUGCCCGGUCCGGGUAUGACGACCCUUUCCUCCAACGGUCCUGGCGGUCCAGGCGGUCCUGGUGGUGGACCAGGAGGUGGAGGAGGCGGUAGUGGCGGAGGUGGUGGUAUGGGAGGAAACUUCUCACAGGUACCGCCUAUGUACAAUGGCAACGGUGGCGUACCGGUGGGGGCUCCCUUCCCGCCCAACCAUCCGAUGAGCAGAUCAUUCCCGCAGGAAAAUGGCCCCGGUCCCGGUCCCGGCUAUGGUCGGUUCGGUCAAAUGGGACCGCCGAUGGGUAUGCCAACUCAGCAGCACGUUAGCUCCUCUACACAUCCACAGAAUAUGGAUAUUAGUUUGCGUAAUUUGUUGAACCAAAAGUCGAGUGGCCCCAAUGCCGGGGGACCCCCUCACUCAGGCAGCAAUGCUGGCAAUAACGCUAUGGCUAAUAAUCAAUUUACUGGCACAGCAAACUUCAUGGGCAGCGGUGUGUCACCGGGCGGAUCGGGCGGUGGACCACCGUCCCAUCGGCUGUCCGGUCAGAUGGGCGGUCCGGGCAACUUUUUGGGCGGCCCGGGCGGUGCGCCACACCAAAACUUCAACCAAGGACCGCCCGGCGUACCGCCCAGCAGCGGCGGAAUGGGCAUGGGAGGGAACGGAUCGGCUGCGGCGGCUGCUGCCGUGGCUGCGGCACGGUUCCAAUCGUUUCCCCGAUUCGCGAUGCCCUCCUCGAUGCGGCACAUAAUGGGUAAUAACUCAUCCACCUUACUGACACCAAAGCAACAGUCGUUACGCUACCCGGGACAGCAGCCUCAGCCGGGAUACGGUCCGAACUCGCCGCAACCACCUCAGCUUCCGCCGCAGCUUUCCGGUGCACCCGUGCCCGGGCCCGGUAUCGGCGGACCGGGUAGUGGAGGCGGCGGUGGUGGUGGGGGCAGCGGUGGUGGUAGCAGUGGAGGCGCCAAAUGGCACAUUCCACAAAACAUGCAAGCCCAACAGAACAACGGGUUUUGUGGCCCCUCAGGAUUGCACCUAUUUGGGAAUGGGCCAAACGAGUCGUUCAAAAUUCCUCUAAAAUCUCCAGACACGAUGCGCAAUGCAAUGCUUCUGAAUGGUGGCGGAUCGUCCGGAGGCUCCCUGUCGCACGGUGCACAUGGUGGAAGCGGCGGCGGUGGAGGUGGACAUCAUCAUCAUCACCAUCAUCAUCAUAGUCAACAACAGCAGCAGCAACAGCAGCAUCAGCAGCAACACCAACAGCAGUUGCAGAAUCAUCUGCAACAGCUCCAGAAUGCUCUUCCAAAUGUGUCCUCCACAAACCCGAAAACGCCAAGUCCGAGCACAAAUGAGCCGGCGAAGGAUUUUGCCGAAUCAAUUGACAAGGCAUGCGAGGACUCGGUGAACGAUCUGAUGGCAACGAUUGCGAAGCUAGAUUCGAACGGGGUGCAGGUACUGCCGGAAGGACACCGUGGCAAAACGACAUCCCCGCAGGUGCACAGCUCAACCGAUCUGCACACCAGCAGCGGCACGGUAGUGAGUGGCUCGAGCUCUGGGGCCAGUUCUGCCGGCGGUACGAGCAACACCACCACGAUCGUGCUGGACGAUAAAAACUUGCCGAAGGAACUGGAUCCGAACGAGGACUGGUGCGCGGUGUGCAUGGACGGCGGUGAGCUGAUGUGCUGUGAUAAGUGCCCCAAGGUCUUCCACCAAACUUGCCACAUACCGGUAAUCGAUUCGCUGCCGGACGAGAGCGAAACCUGGCAAUGCUUGCUGUGCUACAACUUUGCCGAUCUACCGCCGGAACCUACUGGAGAGAAACGCAACGUUGGCAUAACGCCAUUGGAGCUGAAGAUUUUGCAGCGAAUUGUGCUGGAAUUGUUCUGCCAGUAUGAAACCAGCAUGCCCUUCCGUCUUCUCGAGCCGGACACAAACAAAGCAUAUUAUGAUAUUGUACGAAAUCCAAUUUCGUUAACGAUGAUUCGUGAAAAGCUAGAAAUGAGCAAUAAUGACCAUUACACUGACAUUGUUUCGUUUAUCGCUGAUGUGAAGCGAUUGUUCGAUAAUGUGUACCUCUACUAUCAGGAGGACAGCAUGACGUACAAGAAUGCCCGCAAGUUGGAGAAGUUCUUCGAGCAGCAGCUGUCAAAGUGGUUACCAAAGUACCUCGAGGUCGAUUGCUUCGCCGAGGACUACCUACCGAAUGCAUCGAAACGGCAGAAAAACCACCAAGAUGACUAACAGUCACUGCAACACGUAGCGGGCGCAGUGAUGAAACCGCCAAGGACACUCUCCGACCUACCGGAGGUUUGUCCAGACAUGCAGCAGCAGCAGCAGGAGCAGCACCUCUGCGAUUUACAGCCGGAAGAUCUUUCUCUUCACUCCAGCGCUGCUCAUGGUCGGGUGGAGAAUGGUGGAGAGACGUGCCCGAACGAUGAUGCCGCCCCCUCACCCGAGCAAGCUCGUACAACAAAACUCAGCCAAGAGAUGGAGAACGAGCUGUGGAAUGCGGCAAAAUCGCUUGUGGAGGAAGAUGAAGCACUGCAGUGUGCAAUAGAUGCAGAUGUCGCGAAAGCAGAGGGCAAGCAGUCGGAUGAACCACCUGACGGGAGGCCUAGUGCACGGGAGAGCGAAACGCCAGCGACGACAGCGGGAGGGAUUGCUAACGCAUUGGGAUCUGCUGCUAAUGUUGCCUCCCUCGCCACCGAAACGAAGGCGGCAGCCGCAGAAACGACGGAAUCAUCAUCAGAGGCAAUAGGGGGGGGAAUGGAUGAAGCGACGGCAUCACCGAAUGGCACGACGACUACUAUUACUGCUACUACCACUACUACUACUACUGUCCUUACGGAACACGAUCCGUAAUGCAGUGAGAGCGCAAUUGUCGGAUUUUAAAUCCAUUAGGUUUGUAGAUCCACUUCAAUGUACAUAUAACAUUAGUAUUCGCUGAAUACGCAUUCACACAUCCACAUACACAUCCAAACACACACACACACACAAUCGUAACAGAGGGAGGGAGAAUAUCUUUGGCUGACAAAAAUGACGGUGAUAUUGAUAGUGGAUACAAUCGUGCAUGACAAAUUGAUCAUAUUGUUUAAGUGUACAGAAUGGAAGGAGAUUAAUGCGCUCCAAAGCGAUUAAGAUAGCUUUUGACGGCAGAUGAUAGCUCAGUAGCAUGGUUUUUUUUUAAUUAGUUUUGUUUUGUAAUUGUUUUGGAAACGCAUUGUGUAACCAAGCGGAAAGUUGUGGUUAAAAGUUCUGGAUCGAAAUGAUCGCUCAACUGGGUAGCGUUAACAGACAAAACUGUUUAUUAUUUAUUAAUAUUUACUUCCAAAGUCGAACGAUUUUCGCUGCUUUAUAGUCUAUGGUAUGGUGAGAGCAUAGUCAAACCAAAAUUGGUUUUUAAUUUGCCAGCGACCCUUGGUUAAGUUAUUCGAUUGUACAAGUAAAUUGUAGCAAGACGAAGAUGAAGGGGAUACAGCAGUCGUAGUACUGUACGCCGUGUGUAUGUGAAUUGCUGAUUUAUUUAGUGUACCACACAUUGAUUGGAGCGUUGGAUGAGUUAAUGCAAAUAGUUUUAGAAUUUAAUUUCAUAAGGUUUAUAUCUCAACGUUGUUUUUAGAGUGUAAAUGUGUGUAUUCUCUUACUCCCAAGUCUGGUUUCUGAACGCGUCCAUGCAUGAACAAUUGGAAUUACAAUGACGUAGCAAGAAUUACGAUAGACGUGUAGGUCUAAAGUCUCAUGAAUUAUCUGCUAGCGUGUUUGUAACAGUACCCAAUCAUCAUCAUGAUCAUCUGCAUCACCAUCGUGAGAUAUAGAGGCAGGAAAUUGAUGUUCAUUUUUGCGUAGAAUGUAUGUUACCCUGUUUCUGCCAACCUAGAGUUUGGUAGGCAUGUUUCUGCUUAAUCGCAAACAAAUUAUUUCACCUUAGCUGAGAGGUACAGGUUCUUUCCACAUUUCAUCAUUAGUCACGUCCGAGUGCAAAACGUAUACGAACGAUACAGGAUAAACCGAUGUUCAAAAAGGGUAAAAGGUGAUGACCCAAAUCUGGGGUCGAUCGCGAGGGACAUAAGUUUGAUGAGCAAAAGGCAGAAGUUAGCACUGUAAGCAGGAACGAUGGAUUAGGGGGUAAUACAUUGAAACAGGUAGGAGGGCGUGUGUUCAUAUGUACCUCUCUAUCCAUUCUAACCACAUACUUCCAUUCAUACAUAGCGUAUUAGCGUACGAUCACGUGUUGUAGGUUCCAGGUAUGGAAUAAGCAAACAUUGAACUUUCUCAAUGAUCUUAAGACAUGCAUUAUGCUACUUGAUGCAAGUAACUCGAACAAACGGUAGAACUUACAGUAAGAUAAUAUGCAUCGUAAACGGCACUGGAAUGGUUAGAUUAUAAUUACUGCAAAGAAAAAGAAAGCAAAAAUAAGUGAAAUUGUAAAAUCGUA